AUGUCUCUCCCCACGACUUCACCAUUCCUUCCUAACGGCGAGCAAAGAGGGAGGCGUCACUCUAUCUUUGCAGAUUUUAUCCCAGAAAAUUUAGACUUCCCACCGCCGUUUAUUGACCCGACUCCAAAUGUGGAGGAGAUCCUGAAUAGAGAUAUUGACGAGUGCUCUUCUGGUGAUGAACACCGCGAUGAAGAAGCAGUAGAGGACCCGCGCUACGUCAACGAGACUGACCUGCAGCUUGCAUUCCAUCCUAAUGGGGUGGCAUACGGUUCAGGCUUCUCGACUGUUCCGCCUACAGGUAUCGACAUUCCCGCGCCGAACCCACACGAUUUCGAGACAUCCUACCGCGCAGAGGUAUCGCUACUACGCGAUAAUGACUUCAUCCCACCGAAGCAUCCGCCGACAGGAUGGCGCGCGACGUUCUGGGGACGCCUGUACCGUCACCUCUUCAGUACACACGUGCACGAUCACGAUAAACCGCUAUUCGGGGCCGAAGACUCGGGCGAGACAACGCCGCUUCUGCGGGAGCGGGUCGUUCGAUUCGAUGGUAUACCGCCGACGCCUGGACCGGACGAGGUUCAUAAGCGAUGGGAGGAAGCGCUUGCUUCUCAGAAGCUCGAGACGACGUGGCAGCGCGAGACUAAGACGUUGAUCCAAUAUGCUUUACCUUUGAUCGUUACGUUCUUGCUGCAUUACUCUGUCACUGUGGCGAGUGUCUUGACUGUCGGGCGAUUGGGAAUGGAGGAGCUAGCUGCCGUCAAUCUGGCUACUAUGACAGCGAGUAUCACAUACUACGUCCCCGUCCAAGGUCUAGCGACAUGUCUCGACACCCUCUGCGCGCAAGCCUACGGUUCAGGCCACAAGCAUCUCGUCGGCCUCCAAGCGCAGCGUAUGACAUGGCUCCUCUGGCUACUCAUGCUCCCGAUCGCCGUGCUGUGGUGGUUCUCAGAGCCCAUCCUCGCAGCAGCUGUCGGACCAGGACGUACGACUGCAUUAGCAGCCAUGUACAUGCGCAUCCUGAUCAUUGGCAUGCCUGGCGUCUCAGCCUUUGAGAGCGCAAAGCGUUUCGUUCAAUCGCAGGGUCUAUUCCAUGCGACAACGUAUACCCUACUCAUCGGUGCACCUCUGAGCUUCCUUCAGAACUGGCUGUUCGUGUUCAAGCUCGGCUGGGGCUUCAAUGGCGCCGCUAUCGCUAUGGCUGUUACGCAUAACCUGCUGCCCCUUCUUCUUAUUCUAUACGUGCGUUUGUUUGAAGGAUCGGAAUGCUGGAAGGGCUUUUCUCGCAAGGCGUUUAGCAACUGGGGACCCAUGAUCAAAUUGGCACUGCCUGGAAUGAUCAUGAUCGAAGCUCAAUUCUCCGUCCUUGAGAUACUCACCAUCUGUGCAGGAAGAUUCGGUACAGCGCAGCUUGCUGCUCAAGGCGUUCUCGUGACUUUGACAUCGACGUCCUUCAACAUUCCCUUCCCGUUGGCUAUCGCGACAUCGACUCGUGUCGCUAACCUCAUCGGCGCAAACUUGAGUAAGGCUGCGCGCGUCACUGCGAAAGUGGCCAUCUUCGCCGCGCUCUUUGUCGGUCUGUUCAACUUGACCAUCUUUACCACUCUCCGGAGACAGCUACCAGAGGUCUUCACAGAUGAUGCUCAGGUCGUCGACAUCGCAUCGAACGUCAUCCUCGUAUGCGCCGUAAUGCAAAUCUUUGACGCGCUAGCGGCUGUGUCGCAUGGUCUUCUCCGAGGUAUCGGUCGCCAGGCAAUUGGAGGUUAUGCCAACCUGUUCUCGUACUACGUUGUCGCUCUACCAAUUGCGCUCGGUACCAGUUUCGGUCUGGACUGGAAGUUGGCUGGUCUUUGGGUCGGAUUGACAGCCGGUCUUGCUGUUGUGUCGGGCCUCGAGGCCAUUUAUUUGUACUUUACGGAUUGGGAGGCUGCUGUCGCGCAAGCUGAAGCGAGAAUGAGAACGGAGACUCAUAGGAGACGCUCUUCACUUUCGGCGCGAUCGCAAUGA
Fusarium coffeatum is the source of this 2004-nucleotide messenger RNA. RefSeq lists its product as uncharacterized. The transcript is spliced from 4 exons. Bases 1 to 2004 code for a protein of 667 amino acids. The record is from RefSeq and is a predicted model, not a curated record. Gene Ontology annotation, cellular component: membrane. Lineage: Eukaryota; Fungi; Ascomycota; Sordariomycetes; Hypocreales; Nectriaceae. Gene Ontology annotation, biological process: xenobiotic detoxification by transmembrane export across the plasma membrane. Gene Ontology annotation, molecular function: antiporter activity; xenobiotic transmembrane transporter activity.